UACAAUUGUGUCAUCCUGCAAAUGGAAGCUGGUUCCAUCUUCACCAAGCUGUUGUUGAUCUUUACCUGCACAGUUGGGGACAUCAAUUAUCCUAUCACACUCACUCUCCUGUAUGAUCAAGUGGUUGGUGCUCAUCCAUGGAAGGACAAAGAUUUCAAUUUUUGGCAGGUCAAGGCAAAGCCCAGGGCCUCUGCUGAAUGCUUCUUGGUUCAAUCAAUAGUUCAUGGUUGUGUACCUCUCACAUCAAAACUACUCGCAACUCUGCUCUUUCAGUCGCCUUAG
Suillus fuscotomentosus is the source of this 282-nucleotide messenger RNA. RefSeq lists its product as uncharacterized. The annotation marks the transcript as partial. Lineage: Eukaryota; Fungi; Basidiomycota; Agaricomycetes; Boletales; Suillaceae. The record is from RefSeq and is a predicted model, not a curated record. The transcript has a single exon.